Euleptes europaea (tarantolino) is the source of this 651-nucleotide messenger RNA. RefSeq names its product phospholipase A2 inhibitor and Ly6/PLAUR domain-containing protein-like. Lineage: Eukaryota; Metazoa; Chordata; Lepidosauria; Squamata; Sphaerodactylidae. Gene Ontology annotation, molecular function: phospholipase inhibitor activity. The record is from RefSeq and is a predicted model, not a curated record. Gene Ontology annotation, cellular component: extracellular region. The transcript is spliced from 5 exons. Bases 25 to 651 code for a protein of 208 amino acids.
ACAGGUACCUGCUCCCCAAACACCAUGCCUGGAUUAAUUCUCUUCUGCAUCCUCUCUGCUCUCUUAACUUCAGGAAACUCACUGGUCUGUGAGGUGUGUAGCUCUAAAGAAACCACAUGCUCAGGACCUCUGCAAACCUGUGAAGAUUCAGAAGAUAUCUGUGCUACACUUGUAGCAGAAUACAGGAUUGCGGGAGUGUACUUCAAGAGAACUUUUAAAGAAUGCCUAGAUGCCUCUCCAGUCUGUGACUUUGCCCCCUUCAGCAUGACGUUCCGGCCAAGCAUCUCCAUGCGGACGAGCUUUAAUUGCUGCAGCAGCGAUGGGUGUAACUCGGGGCAAUCUGAACUGCCAGCACCCUCCAGAACUCUCAAUGGCUUCCAGUGUCCUUCCUGUUUCGCGCUCGGAGCCAGUCGGUGCCAUAACAUGGAUAUUUUGCAGUGCUCGGGAAAUGAAGAUCAUUGUUUUGAGAUUACAGGAACGCUGAUGAUCGAAAAUUUCAACUUCACCAAGGCUUCUGCUGGCUGUGGCACUGCUGGGCUGUGUUCCAAAAAGGUCGGUACACACCGCUAUUCCAAGAAAGUGGUGGAUGUUUUGACCAAAGUGAAGUGUUUCCCAGCAAUCCGGGCUGGAAGUGCCAGAACGGAGCUCUAA